Messenger RNA from Anguilla anguilla (European eel), 4160 nucleotides. Its product is annotated as deoxyribonuclease-1-like. The transcript has 10 exons. The record is from RefSeq and is a predicted model, not a curated record. Gene Ontology annotation, molecular function: DNA nuclease activity. The coding region runs from base 663 to 1607 and encodes 314 amino acids. Gene Ontology annotation, biological process: DNA catabolic process. Lineage: Eukaryota; Metazoa; Chordata; Actinopteri; Anguilliformes; Anguillidae. Gene Ontology annotation, cellular component: nucleus.
UAAAAGAGGAAGGACCCAGAAUUCACUAGGCAGCUGUGAAUUCAAGCCAUUAAGUUCUAUAUUUCAAAAGCAAUUUUUAAAUUAUUGAUACGGAAAACCAUACAAGGUAUGCAAAGUUAGAUAAUACCGCCUAUAAGGCAGAUAAAAGAUGGCUGUGGAAACCACAAGAGGCGGGUGAUUAAAAUACAACAACAAAAAUGUAAAUGAGAGGGAGAGAACGAGCGAGAGAAAGAGCUGAAGACUGAAAGAGAGCGCAUAUGAGCGAGAGAGAGCGAGAGAGAGGGGCUGUUCUCUUCAGCCAAUAAGGUGGAUGGAAACAGGUAACAGAGAUACAGCAGACAUCAAGAUUUUCAGGAUUUACCCUCGGGGCUGUUUUUAAUUUCUGUUCAUUGUUCACUGACUGGACUACCCUUUACUUCCUGAGUCAUCAUUUAACGCCACCCGAUCCAGUUAACUGUGCCUUAAAGCUGUGACCUGGCACUGGCUGAAAGAUUGGAAUAAACUCAAGAAGCGUGCUGCUUAAAUCUCUGCAGUGGCAUGUCAUGAGGCUUGAGACAGAAAGAGAAAUGAAAACAUCCUCCAAGCCAAACUGUUUCCCCUGUGGAGGAUACGGAUAAAGCAAAAGGAAUACUUGAUUUGUCAGGGAGACUCAACGGUCAGUCAUGAAAGUGGCAUCUUUCAACAUCCAGAGGUUCGGGGAGAAUAAAGUGUCAGACGGAAAGAUUGUCUCCACUCUCGUCAAGAUUGUAUCCCGUUACGGAAUCAUCCUGAUCCUGGAGGUGGUCGACGCCAAAGGAACAGCCAUGAGGAAAUUUCUUCAGGAGCUGAAUAAGGCCAAUAAAAUGCAUCCCUACAAAAUGGUGAUGAGCUCACGGCUUGGCCGGAAAUCCUACAAAGAGCAGUUCAUGUUCCUCUACCGAGCGGACCUGGUGACGCUGACGGACACCUACCAGUAUGAGGACAAUCAGAAGGGGGACGAGGACGCCUUCGCCAGGGAACCCUACAUCCUGCGCUUUACCUGCCUGGACACAGUGCUGAAGGACCUGGUGUUGAUCCCCGUGCACACCAAGCCUGAGGACUCAGAGAAGGAGCUGGACGAGCUGUAUGACGUCUUUCUGACCGUGAAGGAGAAGUGGAAGACUGAUGACAUUAUGAUCCUUGGAGACUUCAAUGCAGAUGGUGCCUAUGUGUCCAAGAAGAAGAUGAAAAAAAUCAGGAUCCGCAGUGACACAAACUUCCAUUGGCUGAUCGGGGAUGAUGUAGACACUACUGCCAAUACAGGAAAUGACCACACCUAUGACAGGAUCGUGGUUUAUGGAGAUGACAUGUUGGAAGCCAUAGUACCAAACUCAGCCCAGCCAUUCGAUUUCCCCCAAGCCUAUGGCCUGACAGAAGACAUGGCUCUGAGUAUAAGUGACCACUACCCUGUGGAAGUGACGCUGAAAAGCACCGAGACAAAGAAGAGGAGAGAAAGCCCCCCACUGAACCCCAAACCUGUGGAAAAAGCCAGGGCAAAGAAGAGGAGAGAAAGCCCCCCACUGAACCCCAAACCUGUGGAAAGAGUCACGAGAGGAAGAGGAAGGCCAAAGACCAAUGCAGCAGUUUAGCAUAAAGAGCAAUGCAGCAGUUUAGCAUAAAGAGUAAUGUAGCGGUUUAGCAUAAAGAGCAAUGCAGCGGUUUAGCAUAAAGAGAAAUGCAGCGGUUUAGCAUAAAGAGCAAUGUAGCGGUUUAGCAUAAAGAGCAAUGUAGCAGUUUAGCAUAAAGAGAAAUGCAGCGGUUUAGCAUAAAGAGAAAUGCAGCGGUUUAGCAUAAAGAGCAAUGUAGCGGUUUAGCAUAAAGAGCAAUGUAGCGGUUUAGCAUAAAGAGCAAUGUAGCAGUUUAGCAUAAAGAGCAAUGUAGCAGUUUAGCAUAAAGAGCAAUGCAGCGGUUUAGCAUAAAGAGAAAUGCAGCGGUUUAGCAUAAAGAGCAAUGUAGCGGUUUAGCAUAAAGAGCAAUGUAGCAGUUUAGCAUAAAGAGCAAUGUAGCGGUUUAGCAUAAAGAGCAAUGUAGCAGUUUAGCAUAAAGAGCAAUGUAGCAGUUUAGCAUAAAGAGCAAUGUAGCGGUUUAGCAUAAAGAGCAAUGUAGCAGUUUAGCAUAAAGAGCAAUGUAGCGGUUUAGCAUAAAGAGCAAUGUAGCAGUUUAGCAUAAAGAGCAAUGUAGCAGUUUAGCAUAAAGAGCAAUGUAGUGGUUUAGCAUAAAGAACAAUGUAGCAGUUUAGCAUAAAGAGCAAUGUAGCAGUUUAGCAUAAAGAGCAAUGUAGCAGUUUAGCAUAAAGAGCAAUGUAGCAGUUUAGCAUAAAGAGCAAUGUAGCGGUUUAGCAUAAAGAGCAAUAUAGCAGUUUAGCAUAAAGAGCAAUGUAGCGGUUUAGCAUAAAGAGCAAUGUAGCAGUUUAGCAUAAAGAGCAAUGUAGUGGUUUAGCAUAAAGAGCAAUGCAGCGGUUUAGCAUAAAGAGCAAUGCAGCGGUUUAGCAUAAAGAGCAAUAAACAGGAAUCAGGACUCAUGUUCUUUCUCUUUCAGGAUGAUAAAAUAUACUCAAAAAUUAUACGCAUUUUUAAAAAAUGUUAGAAAACAGUACACAUAAUAUUCCAGAAAUGCAUUUUUUUGUAUAGAGCUUUUUACAAAGGGUAUUCUCACAAAGCAGCUUUUCAGAGAUCCAGGCCUGAACCCCCAAGGGCAUGCUCAGGGUGACAGUGGCAGGGAAGAACUCCCUGGCUGGUAACAGGACGAAACCUUGAGCAGAGCCCAUCUGCCACUGGCUGCCAAUGGUUCACUGAAACAGGCGGAUCACAUAAUGCAUGUCAAUGACAAUAUGUAACUGAAACCAGGAGAAACACAUGUACAAUUAGGCCUAUAUUGUGAUUUUACCAUUCAUAAAUAACUUUAUCCAUGAUAUUGAUCCAUUUAUUUAAUGUUCAUUUUACUUUUAUUUUUUUAGAAAUGUGCUAAUGCACCCCUUUGUCAACUAUCGCUGUUAUGCUGAUGAGAAACAGUUGUGCAUAUCUGUUAAACCAAAUGAUCCCUAAACUUACUCGCACCUGUCUCACUGAUAUCAACUCGUGCAUAUCUGUUAAACCAAAUGACCCCUAAACUCACUCGCACCUGUCUCACUGAUAUCAACUUGUGGAUGAGCAAAAACUUUCUAAAGCUACAUUAAGAAAAAAUAAGAGAUUCUCCUUGUAGGGUCGGAAAUGAAAAAAGAAAACUGCCCCAAAACUUGGCUGUUUGGUUUAACAGUCUAAAUCAGAAGUAAGGGACUUGGAUUUGAUUUCAGAAUCUGACCUUAGUUUUAAUUCACAUUUUAAUAAGAUCACUAAGACCUCAUUUUCAUCCUAGGAACAUUGCUAAAGUGAGGCCUUUUUAACUCAUAAAGAUGCAAAAAAGUGUGUACAUGUUUUUAUCACAAGAAGACUGCAUUACUGUAAUUCUCUUUUUUACUGGGCUGCCAAAAAAAUCCAUGGAAAAAUUACAGCUAAUUCUGAACACUGUAACAAGAAUUUACACAAAAACUAAGAGGACAGGGAACACAUAACUCCAGUCCAUGCUGCUGUAUGUUGGUUACCUAUAGCUGUUAGAACUGAUUUUAUAUUUUAGGUCCUUUUACUUCUUUUAAAGCACUUAGCAGCCUAGCACUUUCAUAUAUCACAGAUUCCUUAUCAAUAUCCGUGCGAGAGCUCUUAUGUCCCCAAUGCUUUUUUAUACCAAAGGUCUCAUACAAAAAACUUGGUGAAACAGCCUUCUGUUUUUACACCCCUAAAUUAUAGAACACUCUCCCACAAGACCUCAGAAUGAAAAGGCUAAAGCCCAAUCUCUUUAAGUUGGCUUUUAAUGAACCCCUUCAAAGUUUUGCUUCUUUUCUAAUAAUAAUAAUAAUAAUAAUUAUUAUUAUUAUUAUUUGACAUUAAUUUUUAUUCUUAUCAUUACUUAACCCCAUUCAGCAAUUUUAUCUGUACUGCUUUUAUUUGUAUUGACUGUAUUUUGAAAUGUGUUUUGCAUUACCUUACAUGGCUUGUAUUUAUGCUUGACUCAUUUAUCUCUAACAAUUUUGUCUGCUUUGAAGUACUUUGAGCUGCUGUCUGUAUGAAAGGUGAUAUAUAAAUAAAGUUUUAUUAUUAUUAUUAUUA